Messenger RNA from Cyphellophora europaea CBS 101466, 1113 nucleotides. RefSeq lists its product as uncharacterized. The record is from RefSeq and is a predicted model, not a curated record. The transcript has 4 exons. Gene Ontology annotation, molecular function: oxidoreductase activity, acting on the CH-OH group of donors, NAD or NADP as acceptor. Lineage: Eukaryota; Fungi; Ascomycota; Eurotiomycetes; Chaetothyriales; Cyphellophoraceae. Bases 1 to 1113 code for a protein of 370 amino acids.
AUGUCCUCGCUCGCGAACGGCUUCUCCCGUGCUCGCACCAUACCUACAUACAUUCUGCGCCAGCUCGCCACAGAGCCUCUUGCCAGUGGCGCCCUGCUGUACUUCCUCACACGCGCCUCACCACACGUCCGUGAGCGCGUUCUCGGGCCACUGCGUCCUUACAUCCUCUCCAAGAAUGCCGACGCGCGCAUAGCCACCGCCGUCCGUAUCCUCAAAGUCCUGCUCGCCAUCGGCGUCGGCGGUCGGAUCAGCCAGCUCCUCGACCGGCUCGCUCUCAACAACUGGUAUCUUCGCCGCCCUGGUGCAGCAUGGCGUUUUGGCGAUGCGCAGAAGAGUGAGCUAGUGCUCAUCACCGGUGGCUGCUCCGGCUUUGGACUCGAGAUGGCGAAGCGCUUCUCGGAGCACGCGAGGGUGAUUGUGCUGGACGUUGGUGCUUUGCCUGACGAGUUGGCCAGACUGAACGACGUGCACUACUACAAGUGCGACAUCACUGACUUCGAUGCCCUCCAAAGCCUUGCCGCUGAGAUCAAGAGCACGCACGGCAAUCCGAGCGUACUGAUCAACAACGCCGGUAUUGCUCAAUCGGGCCCCAGCCCCGUCUUACACGACCUCCAGCCCCACGCUGUGGACCGGCUCUUCAAGGUCAACCUCGUCUCGCACUUCGUCCUCAUCCGGGAGUUCCUGCCCGGCAUGCUCGCCGCGCGCAAAGGCCACGUUGUCAGCAUCGCCUCGAUGGCGAGCUACGUCUCCGCCCCCGGCCUGCUCGACUAUGCGUGCAGCAAAGUCGGAGCCUUGUACCUCAAUGACGGACUCCGCGCAGAGCUCCUCACCCGCCACGGCACCGCCGGCCACAGCAUUCACACGACCUCAGUACACCCGUCCUGGCAUGCGACGGGGAUCGUCAAGCCCUUCGAGUCCCGCCUGCGCGAGCUGGGCGUGCGCAUGGACCCACCAUCCAACGUGGCCAACGAGGUCGUGCGGCGGGUUCUGGCGCGAAGGAGUGGACAGAUCUUCAUGCCGGCCAGCGAGAGCCGUUGGGCCAAUCUCAGGGCGUAUCCUGUUUGGGUGCAGGAUUGGGCUUUUGGGUGGGCUUGGGGACGGUGGAAUGCGUGA